Cynocephalus volans (Philippine flying lemur) is the source of this 2196-nucleotide messenger RNA. RefSeq names its product zinc finger protein 772 (gene ZNF772). Lineage: Eukaryota; Metazoa; Chordata; Mammalia; Dermoptera; Cynocephalidae. The record is from RefSeq and is a predicted model, not a curated record. Gene Ontology annotation, biological process: negative regulation of transcription by RNA polymerase II. Bases 190 to 1662 code for a protein of 490 amino acids. Gene Ontology annotation, molecular function: DNA-binding transcription repressor activity, RNA polymerase II-specific. The transcript is spliced from 5 exons.
CGCGCAGUGUGGGACCCGAGGUGACAGAAAAGGGAAAACAUGAGAGAAGGUGUUGUCUUCUUUGAGCAGUUUCGGGCCUGAGGGUCGGCGGUGGCGCCGCACGAGUGAUCCGGCCGGUGGGCCAGGCCCUGUAUCGCGGAACCCAGAUCCCAGUAAAUAUCGCCCCCAUUUCCUAGUUCACAGGCUCCAAUGGCGGUGGCUGCGCUGAUGGAACCGGUGCAGGUUUCCAUGAACUCAGAAGUAAUUAUGGACCCUAUACAGGGGCAGGUGAACUUUGAAGACGUGGCUAUUUAUUUCUCCCAGGAGGAGUGGCAGCUUCUUGAUAAGGCUCAGAGAUGCCUGUACCGAGAUGUGAUGUUGGAGAACGUUGCACUUAUGGCUUCUCUAGGACAUGCAUCUUCCAUGUCCCAUAUAGCUGCCUCACUGGAGCUGGGCAAUGAGCCCUGCAUACCUAACUGGGUGGACAUGACUCCAGCCAUUGCCAGAGAGACUCUAGGUGGAUGUGGUCCUGGUUGUUGGCAUGGAAUGGAGGGUGAGGAGACACCUUUGGAGCAGAGCAUUUCUAUAGAAGGAGUGCCACAGAUCAGAACUCCCAAGGGAGGCCCUUCUACCCAGAAAACCCACCCCUCUGAGACAUGUGGCCUGCACUUAAAAGAUACUUUGCAAUUGGCUGAGCACCAGGAAAUAUAUCCUGGGCAAAAACCAUACAUGUAUGUGGCAUGUGGGAAGCAAUUCUGGUUCAGUCCAAAUCUUUGCCAGCACCAGAAGCAGCACUGUGGAGAUAAGCCCUAUAGAAGAGAGGAGGGUAGGGCCUUUCUAGUGAACAGCUGCCCUGUCCAAACAUCAGAGAUACCUUUUAUUACAGGGAAGUGUUGUAAGGAUUUCCCAACCAGCUCAAGCAUUUUCCAGCACCAUGCCCCUGCAAAUAAGCGGAAGCCACACACUAACACCAAGUGUGAGCAGGCGUUUCACAGUGAACAAAAGCAGUACAAGUGCAGUGAAUGUGGGAAGACCUUCAGCCGCAAGGACUCACUUGUUCAACACCAGAGAGUCCACACUGGAGAAAGGCCUUAUGAGUGUGGUGAAUGUGGGAAAACCUUCAGCCGCAAACCUAUACUUGCUCAGCACCAGAGAAUCCACACUGGAGAAAUGCCUUAUGAGUGUGGCAUAUGUGGGAAAGUUUUUAAUCAUAGCUCUAACCUUAUUGUACAUCAGAGAGUACACACUGGUGCGAAGCCUUACAAGUGCAGUGAAUGUGGGAAAGCCUACAGCCACAAAUCCACACUUGUUCAGCAUGAGAGUAUCCACACUGGAGAAAAGCCUUAUGAGUGUAGUGAAUGUGGGAAAUACUUUGGUAAUAAAUACAGACUCAUUAAACACUGGAGCAUUCACACUGGAACAAGGCCUUAUGAAUGCAUUGCAUGUGGAAAAUUUUUUAGUCAAAGCUCUGACCUUAUUGCACACCAAAGAGUUCAUAAUGGUGAAAAGCCUUAUGUGUGCAGCAACUGUGGAAAAGCCUUUAGCCACAAACAUGUACUUGUUCAGCACAAUAGGAUUCACACUGGAGAAAGGCCAUAUAAGUGCAGUGAGUGUGGGAAGGCCUUCAGGCAGCGGGCCUCCCUCAUUCGUCAUUGGAAACUUCACACUGGAGAAAGGCCUUAGGAUAGCAGGGAAUAUGACAUCUCUUCAACAUAAUGGCUGACACCAGAGAGAAGCUCUGAUGAGCUUCUAUCAACCAGAUGAACCUCGUACAUUUGAACACCCACGCUGCGUAGAUUCUUGUGAGUGCCAGCUAUGGGGGAAACUUUCUGGAGCUAUGUUGCAUUUUCUACCCUGUCCAGGAUUCUUGCUGUAAUUAUAUAACUGCCUGUGCCUCUUACAGAAGCCAUCUAUCUUUGUACUGGCAGAGUCCUACAUUGUAUAAGUCAUCCCAGUGUGCUUUGAAAGGCAGAAUUCUGUGCUCCUUCUCCUUUCCCUAAAGUGACUGACUCAUCAACAGCCUGAGCACAUUGACAGUCCUUGCUCCUUCCUGCCUGUCUCCCCAUGCUCCAACCCCCACCCCCGACUGACUGCUUUAAGCAUGGAGGUGACCCAGUUUUGGCCAGGAUGAUGCGAGCUUUGUUCUUAUGGCUGCUUACAGAGAAGGUUUCCCUUUUUGGAUAUUGUUGGUCUCAUGUGGCACUUGUGAAGGAUUUG